This is a messenger RNA of Aplysia californica (California sea hare), 6608 nucleotides long. RefSeq lists its product as uncharacterized. The record is from RefSeq and is a predicted model, not a curated record. Gene Ontology annotation, molecular function: RNA polymerase II cis-regulatory region sequence-specific DNA binding; nuclear receptor activity; zinc ion binding. Lineage: Eukaryota; Metazoa; Mollusca; Gastropoda; Aplysiida; Aplysiidae. The transcript has 11 exons. The coding region runs from base 682 to 5496 and encodes 1604 amino acids. Gene Ontology annotation, biological process: hormone-mediated signaling pathway; cell differentiation; positive regulation of transcription by RNA polymerase II.
GAACUGUUUUGCGACCUCGUUUUCUUUCUGUGUCAGUAACUCAGCGCCGCGCGCGACUAUUUAGGUCAAAGAAGGGCAUUGAACUCCGUUAGGAUUUUUCGGAAACUGUACACAGGGAAGUAUUGUGUUUUCUCAUAAAAUCGCCACGGAUAAACAAAGUUCGUCAAAUGUCAUCACUGCAAGAUUGAUAUUCUCAGCCUAUUGAUAAUUUAUGUGUUUCCUAUCUGGACGACUCAGUUGCUAAAUAUUUUGGUUUCCAGUUUCCGAGGAUCCUGACGAACCGGUUGUUUACGUCUGGUGUGGUAACCGAUUGCGGGAAAAAACGUUCGGUUAAAGUUUAGUGCUUGCGUAGUCGGGGCACAAAAAGGGGGAUAGGAGGUUUCCCGUUUUUCUACGAAAGAACGGGGUGGUUUAUUGCUGGCUUCCGAAUCAAGGCGAUAUUACAAUUCAAACGAGCUUGGACCGGUAACCGUGCCUACAGCAGAAUACGAAGGACGCUACCAUUAUAAUUUGUGUUCGAUAGGUACUCUCGUGCACAUGCAUUUAUCAGAGCAUUGACCGUUCGACAACUUAGCGGGACUUUCAAUUGCUGUCAAAGCCUGAGCAGCAGAAGUCUACGAUGCAGAUCGAAGAAACAUCUGCCAGAGCCACAACGUUUUUUCUUGCAUCGGUGAAUUCCAUAUGUACCGGGGUAUCUCUGCGACCGUGUCGAGGCAGGGCACUAUGCUGACCGAGCCGCUGUCCACCCGAGGGCUUAUGGAGGGAGCACGGAAACAGACCAAGAACUCAGGACAGCAACGAAACCUCUUCCCGAAGAAUGGCGUUUGUGGUGAAGGUCACAUUUUGUGCAAAAUCUGUGGGGACAAAGCUUCAGGAUUUCACUAUGGCGUAUUUUCCUGCGAAGGCUGCAAGGGUUUCUUCCGUCGCACCAUUCGCCACAAGCUCAUAUACAAGCCGUGCGAGACGCCGGGCAGAUGCCUCAUUAUGCGCAUCAGUCGGAACCGCUGCCAGUACUGCCGGCUGGAGAAGUGUCUUAACGCCGGCAUGUCUCACGAGGCUGUCCGCCUGGGUCGUUGUCCGAAGAAAGACCGACCGGCCAGCAGUAGUUUCUUCAUGCUGCCCAAGACUCAGCACGGGGGUGUGGACAUCGACAAACAGGUGAAGACGGAGCAGAUGGUGCUGUACAUACAUGACGCCUUCAAGCAAGCCCUGAAAGAGUUUGAGACUAUUGCGGAAUGGAUGUUCCACGCUGACAAGGACGAGAUUGAGACGCCUGCAGCCCCAGUGACCAUCUACACUCGCUACAUCCCGUCUGUGGUCAAGUUCAUCUCCACUUUUGCCAAGAAAAUCCCUCAGUUCUUGGACGUCAGUGUGGCUGACCAGCGCGCGCUCAUCAAGGGCUGCAUAUUAGAGGUGGCCUUCGUUCACGACUCGACCCAUGUUCGUCUGGAAAAUGACAUGUGGAUGGACACGAAACUCAACUUUUGUCUACACUCCAACACGUUGUCGGACAUGGGUCUGAUGGGUGAGGUAUUUGCGCGGUUCUGGGCCAAGCUGACCAGUCUGGCGAGGCUCUCUCUGACAACGGUGGAGGUCUCCUUGCUCUGUGCCUUGCUGCUCUUCUGCCCUGAUCGAGAGGGCUUGAGCAGUGUCCGCUACCUGGAGAAUUUGGAGACAGACCUGGCGAUGGCGCUCAAGUGUCAGCUGAUCCUCAACCACAGCGAGCAGCCCUCCAUCUUUUUCCAGAUAAUCGACGUCAUCAUUGAGCUCCGGGGUCUGUCCGCCAUCUACCUGGAGCAAGUGCUGGACGCCAGAGUGGACAAGAGCGCCGCCUCAGUGCCUCUGGCUGACCCGGCCCGCCUGCAGACGACCGAGGCUGACCAGCUGGAAGUGAAAGUGUUGUCUGAAGACAACGGGUUUGUGGGGAACAACCACGCACGUUUGUUUCCUGAGGAGAGUAUGCUGGUGUCAGGAUGUGGGGAGCCCAUGGACGUGUGCGAUGACCAGCCCAUGGAUCUGAAAGUGCGGACUGAUCCCAAGGACACGGAGAAGAAAAGAGAUGUGGUGCUAGGCGUGAAGACUACCGCAGUCUCGUCUGGGUCAGGACGGGAGGAGGGAAAGGAUGGGCCGAGCUUCCGUGAGCUUAUAGACGCUGAUAGUGUUAGCUGGGCGGAAGAGAGAGAAAAACGAGAGGCUGAGCUAAGGUUGCUUCAUUUGUCCACCGGCUUUUCGCCAGGGGACUUUACAGCUAGUCCGUCCCUCGCGGACUCUGACGAGGCUGGACCGUCGUUCGGAGGGUCUCCGGUAACUCUGAGUCCGUCGGCCAUGUCGUCGUGGUGUCCCCCUGCUAGGGUGCGCUCAGCCUCUGUGUCACUGGUGAGUCAAAAGCCCUCCACUCCGCUGUCGCUUCCUCCAAGCUCGACCAGAACGUUAUCCGCCCCGGUAUCUCCCAACAUUCCGUGCGCCACCGUGGAGAACUUUCUAAAAAAGGCAGAGACAAAUAACGAAACUUGUGAUAGUAGUGCCUCGGAUAGUAAGGAUUUUUAUCUAAAAACUGAGAAAAAUGGUGACUCGUCCAAAGAGGCAUUAGUCCAGUCUGAUGAACCGGUGCUUGAGGCAGAAAAUCUCUCUGUUAAAAAAGAGAAUUCUGAAGAAAAUGCUGAGUCAUCUGACAUCGCAACAGAUAACAAAGUCGGCGUCUGUGAAGUUGGAAAAGCGACAGACUCUCUAAAAUCGGGAGGUAGUGUAGGUGGCGACACGCCUCUGACUACAGGAGAUGAUACCAAAGAGAUUGAACACCCAGAGUCGGGCAAGGCCAAUACUGGGCUCAACGAUUUGGCUAACAGCGAUGUCUCUGGUUUGGACAAAACAAGAGAGGAUAGGGAAGGAUCUUGGAAUGUGGAUACGACUCCGAAGAUCUCAGAGAGUGAUGUAGAAGCUGCAGAUCGAAAAAUUCUGACAGAAUCCCAAAGAGACGUUUCGUGUGAAGCGUCUGAUAGAGAAGCCAGUAAAAGCAGUUCUGACAGCGAAGUUUUGAAUCUCGGUAUUAGCCAGUCUAAGGCGAAAAACGACACAAAUUUAAAGUCUAGUGAAGUGACAGGUGAAGCUCCAAAAAAGGAUCAGCCUGAAAGUUCAAGUCACAGUAACUCGGUGUCCAAACCCGGUGAUCCAGAUAUACCCACCAAAGAACUAGGGAACUCCCCUUCUGCUUCGGCAACCCCUGUAAUGUCUUUGAGUGUGUCGACUCCCUCAGAUCUUUCAUCAAAAGCAAAAGGAGAAAUCUCUUCUGUUGCCACCUCGUCCUCUUCCCUUAGCGUCGUUGUGACAUCAGGAACAUCAGGUGGCCCGGGCUCAGCCACAACGACAACAAGUUUUGUGCCAGUGCCAGGCUCGGCGAAGUCCACAAUCGCUACAGCCUCACCCUCGGCCCCGGUUCCCCCUUCUUCUAGUUCCGGUUGUCAAAUGGUGAACGAAAGGUCAACUGUCAUGCCAGAGGUUCUGCUUGAAGGCAAGGCACCCACAGACAUCCACUCUCGCUCCGCAUGGGCCGGCGAGGAUGAGAACGAUGACGUCAUUAUACUUGACACUCCGUUAGACUUCAGCUCCCCUGUGUCAAAAGGAGCCCAGCCUGCUCCUAAUGAGGACCACCCUUUAGACUUUUCUCAACGAGGAACCAAUAAAAGCAAUGCGCACCACAAAACAGAUCUUAUCAGAAAUUCAGAAGCAGAGCCUGUGGAUUUUUCUGCCAAGUUAUUACGUGAUUUGCUUCGCGAGGGUCCUGCUCCUGUGGGCUUGGCCCCCGAUGGGAGUUAUAAGGCGGGCGGCCACAAAGCCAUAGAGGGAACGUGUCUGCGCGUGCCACGUCCCCAGGCCAAGUACCCGAGCAGCGCCUCCCCCUUUGACCGUGUGGUCAAGUCUCAAGGAUGCGGGCCGAUAUGUCCACCCUUCUCCAAGGCUGACUCUGUCAGUGACAGUGUAUACCCCGGUGGUAGCCAUGAUCAAAGUCAUCCGGGUGCUGAUGUGUUGGCGGGGGAUCCAGUCCUUUACUCCGUGCACCAUCGAAGAUACUCGCUGCCUCAGCGCCCGACACACACUCACGGGCUGCGCUAUGCCCCGUAUACCAAACAUCCCCAGCGUCAGCAACAACAACAACAGCAACUACAGCACCAACAACAACUACAGCAACAGCAACAAUUACAGCACCAACUACAGCGGCAUCAGCCGUCCCAACAGCACCGUCUACAACAACAGCCAUACAACCAGCAACAUCAGCAACAGCAGCAACAGCAGCAACAGCAAUAUCGUCACAGUAGUCAUGCGCUACUGCCGCCACCACCACUGCAACAAAAGCAGGUAUCGCCGGCCGCCUCGUCACCCCAUCUUACCCACCACCACCCACACCACCCUCGUGCUACUCCUCCCCCUCCUCCUCUUCCCCACUCUCAGCUCAACCAUGCUCACAUUCACCCUGCCCACCCCGGCGUGGCUCCGUCACAUUCCCGCCCCUCCCGGCCGCCCCCACUCCUCGCUGCGGUCCCCAGGCUCGCUGCUCACUUUGAAGACGGUAUGGCGUUACAGAUGGUCCCCCCUGAGGACCUCGUUCACUCUCAAACCCAUGUCUGUCCUCCAAGUCGCGUCCACCCCACAAGCCGUAGUCAUCCUUCAAGUCACGCCCCUCCACCGCCACACCCUGCCUUAGUUCAGCAUUCCAUGAAUCACAGACCUGUCGUCUCCUACUCCUCAACCACGCUCGCUCAACAAGACAAGUUUCUCCCACCUCGCAAAGGGUUCGAGGCCGUGUUCAUGCAGCCUGAAACGAGUCCCCAAUACGCCACACCUCCUCCACCACCUCGUGGUAUUCGUGGAGGCGUGUACGUCCCCCGCCAUCCUAUCUCAGACGCGACGAGCGCCUGUCAACAGAAUGAAGGAGCUUCAGACGAGGUGCCGCUAGACAUGUCCGCGAAAUCUGUCUCUAACUCGCCUGGGGUUACAACAUACAUCAGCUCCGCACAGUCGUCUGUCGGGCAGUCUACGUCUGGCACAUCCGAGGCAUCCACAGCAAGAUUGUCAAAAUUACUCUCACCGUUUACUCCAGCAGCCCGCCACACUCCUGGUACUUCUCAUGACACUCGUGCGAGUCAGGUGGGCCAGCGACCUCCCUACCAACCUUAUUACUCCUCCCCUUCCCACCCUGCUCACAAUUCCACAGCGUUAACCGCCUCUCCAAGCCCCGUCCAGUCCUCCACCAAAACGCCCCGAGGUACGGAGGCCCCUCCCCCUGAAGACUUCAACUCCGCCCACUCUCGUCAGCAGACGUCAAUGUUCCCGUCACCCACGCCCCAAGAGUUGGAGCCCGACCCCUUGCUCGGCCGGCCUCGCUCUCAUUCCUACUCGUACAACCCACAACAACGCCUCAGCCGCAGCAAUAUUCAGCGCCUGCUGCAGGCCCAGCCACUGCCCUACCACAUCCAGUUCAAGCACCAGCACCAGCAAUAGCAUCAGCUUGCAGGAGAUAACUGUACCAGUAAUGACCACACUUCCUGUCCCCUUUCUCCAACCCUGGCCACUUUUCCCCGAGAACCGAACAGUAAAAACACUAGAGACCACAGCGAAACCGAAACCAACAGCAACGAUAACAACUACAUUGCAAUUAUCAGUAUCGGCUGCCACAGCGACCUCGAUGACAGAGGCAGCGCUAGCACUAGACCUCAACAAUACGCUAAGUAACAACAAGAACUACAAUUUAAGAAGAAGGAAAACAAAAAAGAACCUCUGACAUAGAAUGAAGUCCCUUAGCAUGACAGUGUAUGAAUGAAAUAUGACAUGACGAUGUUCGAGUCAGCUACAUCAUCUACGUGCCAUAUUAUUAUCGUAACAUUCUAGGUGCAAUUUAGAAGGAAAGAAUGUUCAAAAUUGCAUUUGUUUAAUUGAAUUAAUUUUUCAACUGAAGUAAGUGCUUGAACGUCUUGGUUAGUGUUUUCCCACUUAAAUUUUGACUGGAUCAUUGGAGAGAUUUGCAUAAGCGAGACAGAGAGAGACAGACAGACAGAGAGAGACAGAGAGAGAGAGAAAGAGAGAGAGAGAGAAAGAGAGAGAGAGAGAGAGAGAGAAAGAGAGAGAGAGACAGGCAGAGACAGAGUAACAUGGUAUACACGUCUCCUUACUCUCUGAUACACUUCUCAUCAUUCAUUCCGAUAAUUUUGUUGCUGUAGUGGUCACAUGGGGCCUAGACGACUGCCGACCCUCAGAAAUGAUCAGCGCUUUGUGAUAUUUCUUGAAUUGACUUGUACAUGUACUAGGAAAAAAAUGUGCUACACGCAUUGUUGUACUGCUGUAUAUAAUAUAUCUUUAGUUUCUGAUCACAUCGUAUAUUUUGCAUUUUAUGAAGCGAUCAUGUUUGACUGCCAAUGUGCCAUAAUAAUAAUGAUAUAAUGAAUGACGUGCCCGUCGCAAACGCCCAUUUCCGUGGCGCCUUGACGAAGAUGGUUUCAGCCUGGUCUUUCCCGAAACGCUCUUUCGAUUGACGUAUUGUUUACUAGCCUAUGUGUUUUGUGUCACUCAUGGUGCUAUGCGGAUGAUUCGAGUCUUAAAAAAAUAUUUUGAAAGUA